UUCCCAUUAGAUGAGAACCGGUAAUCAUUUAUUAAUAAUUUAAUUAUUACAAAACGUAAAUGUAAAGCUAUCAUGGUACUUUUAAUUAGUUGUAUAAAGUUAAAUUUGAAAAAUUACAUUCCAAAAUAUUUUACAUUGAGCUUAAAUGAAAAGUUAUUUAAAAUAUGAGAUUAUAUUAAGAAGAGCCACCCAAUCACCCGAGAUUUAUUCGAUAAAAUUCCAAGGUACAGCAAAGGUGCUCUAGUAGCAUCCCAAAAAAUGUUCUAAGCAUUAUCAGUUCUGGGAUGAAAUAAUACCAGUUUUAAAAUCAAUUGUAUUUGAAAAAAUCGUAAAGGAUCGUGAUGGUACAGAAAUAGUUAAGUAUGCAACACAAAUACACACAAUAUAAAUACAUUCAAGGAAUUAUGGAAGUACAAAAAUGAACGACUUAAGUCUGCUGGUCAAGCAAUAAUUAAUACCAUGCCGGUCUGUUAGAGUUUUAUAUGUUAUGUUACUGGCAGGCAACACUUUACAGGAAGGAUGAUUUGAAUAUUGGAACGAUGUAUUUAAAUUUUAUAAAGAAUUGUAUUUUGAUAUUUGUACAUAGACUUCUACACGACACGUACCCGGCAACAUAUGUAAACAUUAGACUUUAGUAAAUAUAAUAUGUGACUGGUUUAAUUAUGAGAAUAUACCAGUUGAAUAUGUGAAUAGAGUGUUUCAAUAGACCUCCAUCUCCAGAGUCCGGGACGGUGACAAGCAACCGUCCAACAUGGCCGCCAAGAAAGCAAUAGAAAAUAUUUGUAAUUAAAAAGAAGGAACGUAAUUCGAAUGUAAGAGAAAAAUGUGACGCAAGCGUAAAAGAAAAUGUAAUGUAAAAAAUGUUACAUUUUAAUUGUGUCAAAUGCAAUUUCAUGAAUAAUUUAAUUUGUGGUUUUAUCAAUAAAUAAAGAAUUAUCAAUGGUACUAGUUUACAUUAUUCAUGAUCCAAACGAACCGGAUUUAAGAAACAGCAACUAUAUCAAAAGAAGGUAACAAAUUGCAUUCCAAUAGUUUUGGAUUUAUCAAUAUAACGCAAUAGAAGAAAGGCGCAUUAGUUUUGCGCGCAAUAACAUUGGCGUCCCGGGUCCCGGCAGUCGCGAGGCGACGCAGGCGUGACGGGGCAAGAAGGCGAGGGCGGCGGAGGGCAACGCAUCACGCGUGGUGACGUCAUCAUCGGGUUCGCGCCGAUUUGUAACUAUUCACAAAUGAUGUAAGUGAUUUUAUUUUAGAAAAAAUUAUAAGUGCCCUUUUAUUAAAUAAGAACUUCAAGAUUUUACUUCAGUGAUUUAGUUUAAAAUGUUUUUUGUUUUUUAUAGCUAAUAUUUUGUUCAUAAUGUCUUUGGCUGAGUUAUUAAAAAUUCAAUUUAGUUACAACGUUCAAAAGAUGUACCAUUUAAAGGGUUAUCUUUCGGUUGAAGCAUAAAAACUUCUUGAGCAUAUCCUAUAAUAUCGGGUAAUUAUCAUGAGUUUUGGAUCAAAUUAAACGAGCGGUACAAGACAUAUUUAGCAAUAGUAUUUUGAAGAGUUUUAUGAAUCAACCCAGCGAUUGAUUAUCUGUAAUAAUCUUUGUACAAUGCAUUGGAUGUGAUUACAUCUUUUUACAAUAUAUUGUUUUGACCAACACAUCUGAGAAAAUAAGCUAUCAUCAUAUUUUUUUCAUCUAGCAAGCUAGCAUCUGGGAUAAAGGAUCUAAAACGUUAUAUUAUGGCGUAAAUAUUGAAGCAACUACUUAGUUCCGAGAACACAUAGUUAAGUACAAAACAAGCUUUGUUUGGUGGUUUGGGAAUGUACAACAAGCAGCCCGCGACGGAUGUUCUCCUACGUCAAUCAUCUCAAUUGGAUUUGCAUCUUUUAUAAAGAGCCAGUUUCGACCAGGCAUCGCGUUAUAUCGAACAGAGCUGUCGCCGUGAUGGACGGCACCGUCAAAUUAAUUAUUUUUACCACAAUAAUAACGAUUGUGAAGGCGCCGCCACCGGGAACGUUUUUUUGGAAACCUAGAUUGGGUCUAGAUCUGUCAAUACCAACAACACCGAAGAUACGUAAGCCGACCCUGGGCGGCGUCUUGAAGCCCACCGUUUGGCAGAUUAAAAAUAGCCGUGCGGUUAUCAUUACUGGAUACCAAUUGGGGGUGACGAUAGUUGCCCUUGCCCACGGACAAGCCGCCUGGGAGAAAUUCCCUCACCUCAACCCUUUCAAAGCUUGGUUCUACACCACGGCCUACAGAUGGGCUUUGAGACAUCUCUCUUUGUACCCCAAGUGGCUCGAGGGGGGAGGCUACAGCUACAUAGACACGCACCGCGUCUGGAGGAAGCGCUACUCGUAUCAGGACCGGUGGGUGCCCGAAUGGCUGCAAUGGUUCCUGCCGCACGUAUGGGAGUUCGACCGCGAGAAAAAGCAGUACAGAAGAUUCCAGAGAUACGUCUUGCCCUCCUUCGCCAAACACUUCCACUACCCGGGACGCAAGUUUGACAACUGGGCCUCCGAGGACAGCACCGAGACAGUUGAAAAUCUCGAUAUAUCCGACUUCUCCAUACAUAAGGACGCUCCUGAUUACUGAAUAUGUAUUUAUAUGAUGUUAGCUUUUUUAACUUGGACUUUUAAAACAAGCAGUUCUACUAAUGCGAAUACAGAUGCCUACUUUAACAAUCUAAAAUUGGAUUAAAGAUACAGUUAAAUUUCUCGCAAAAGUGUGUAAAUGACGUGUAAGGAUAGAAAUAGUGUUAAGGAUUGGUCUUCGUGCGAACGACGAUAACAAGGAGUAGGUACGCGAUCGUUGAAGAUCACGCAAUCAGUGGAAAAGAGGGCAAGAAGAUGCAGAGCAUAUUUCGAUAUAUUCAUAUGGGAAAGUAUCGAACGUCUUAUAUUUUUUAUUUCAUUUUGACAAUUGUAUUUUAUAUGUCAAAUAAUUAAAAUAAGUAAAUAUUCAUAGGAAAAUAUGGUAAUUGGCUAAAAUCGAGGUGCUUCAUUUCCCUCUUAGCAUAAUUAUACGAAGCCCUUCUACAGGGCUGAUUUUUGGAAAAACGUACUUGUUAAAAAAAGUCUAAUGUCCCGUGACUCCAAAUUGUGUGUGUUGGCGAUUUAAUUAGCCUUUUUUUUCUUUAUAGAUUUUUAUAAUUAGAAUAUAAGUUUAAAAAGUAUGUGUUCCGCCCGUCUUUGGUCCAUAAAAAGUAGAUUUGUAAUAAAUGCGGUAACGGUCAACAAGAAAUGCAAAUAGGUAGGUUACCUACAUAUUCAGGCCGGAGUCGCGGACGUAAGCAAAAGCGUGCCCGUUGCCCCGGCCUGUUGCGUUAGAGAAACCGAGGGGUUUAGUGGGUAUACCCCCAUUAUGGGGGAUGUUUAAGUUUCUGGCAACUAGCGACGUGAUACAAAAAAAGAAUAAAAGUUUAUGAAAAAUAGAACGAAUAUCAGAGAGUCUUAGUUUUUUAUGUAAAAUUAUUUCUUUUCCUAUAAUGUAUUAUUAGUAAGAAAUAAAGUUUUUUACUACUUUCCACAAACUAUUUCCAUUGCCCACAAGCGCAUACAACUGCAAAUACAUUUACCGGGGAGAGUCCCACAUAACUACCGCGUUCCUGGCGCAGAGUAUGCGUAAGGCAUUCCCCUCGGGCAAAAAAAAGGUAACUUCAUAUUAAGAAGUAAAAGAUUAGCAUGGUAUAGUCAGGUUACCUAAAUGAAUUACAUUUCGUAUUUACGAUAUAGACAUUGAACAACUUGUAACAUAACUUUUGGGAAUUCAUACACGCCUGCAGAGGAAAAUGGAUGAGAAUGUAAUGCUAUUUCUUACAAACAUCCCAGAUAUAUUGUCAUAUCGCAGAUGAAUGAAAAUAAUAAAAACAACGAAAACGAAAAAAUAUUUAAAUAUUUAGAUCUGACUCACGAGGUUACCGCCAUGU
Molecule: messenger RNA, 3911 nt
Organism: Papilio polytes (common Mormon)
Lineage: Eukaryota; Metazoa; Arthropoda; Insecta; Lepidoptera; Papilionidae
Exons: 4
Coding region: 1832-2578 (248 amino acids)
Source: RefSeq, a predicted model, not a curated record